Molecule: messenger RNA, 2413 nt
Organism: Labeo rohita (rohu)
Lineage: Eukaryota; Metazoa; Chordata; Actinopteri; Cypriniformes; Cyprinidae
Gene: rca2.1
Product: regulator of complement activation group 2 gene 1
Exons: 15
Coding region: 221-1345 (374 amino acids)
Source: RefSeq, a predicted model, not a curated record
CCGCAAUAUCAACUGUGAUAUCUAAACGCCUACCGCAGACGAAAUUUAUUUCAUGAGAAGCAAGUGGUUGAUCUCCACCCUCAUCCCUUCCUGGAAGUUAAACUGGCUUUUAUAUGCCUAAAUCCAGCACUGAACACCGAGAACCCUUCUGAAAACACCUGAAGUCGCGAAAAAACAACAUUGGCCUUGUUUGGAGCUGACAUUCACCGACAUAAACAAGAUGGGAUGUAAGGUGCUGUGUCCCAGUUUUGCUCUCCUUGCUUAUCUUAUGAUCUGUGAACAUGUCCGAGCACAGUGUACACAGUCAUCUUUUGGACCAAGAAAUGUUAUUGUAACAGCAGACCAUCUCUCGACCCAAAGUUUCGCAGAUGGAGUCACUGUAACAAUUCAGUGUAUGGUUGGAUAUAAGCCAGCUGGCUCAAAAGCGUCUAAAUCGGUUACCUGUAAGGGAAACCAGUGGGUAAAUCUGGAUUUGAGUUGCACAAAGAAAUCGUGUGGCGCUCUUCCAGAUAUCAUGCAUGGGAGAUAUGAAAUGAGUGGAAAUUUAUUUGGCGACACAGCUAAACCAGUUUGUGACACAGGAUACGUGUUGGCGGGUCAGGAAAUAACAAGGGUUUGCCGAGAACAGGGAUGGGAUGGCCGAGAUGCUGUCUGUGAACCUGUGAAAUGUCCAUCACCUCCAUCCAUUGAAAAUGGGCAACUUGUAGAUGUGCCUUUGGACUAUUAUGAUUAUUCACAAGCAGUCAGCUAUAGAUGUAAUGGAGGAUUUGAUAUUAUAGGACAUUCAACAAUUCAUUGUUCUGAAGAUGGAACCUUUAAACCAGAUCCGCCAACAUGCUUUGAUGGGUGUCCAGCACCUAUAGUUCCUAAUGCAAAAAGAAUCGGUGGAAGAUCACCCCCAUACAAAAGGAAUCACUUUACUGAAUACAAAUGUGAUGAUGGCUAUACAAUGAAAGGAGAAGGUUAUAUUGUGUGUAAAGAAAAUGGAUGGAGCCCUGAACCACCACAAUGCAUUGCCCUACCUACAACUACGACUGCCACAACUCUUGCAACUUCCACAACUUCCACAAGUCGCGCAACUUCCACAAGUCGCGCAACAUCCAAGGCUGUACCUAAAAACAAUGGAGACACAGCGGGUGAAAGACCGGGAGACACAGCGGGUGAAAGACCGGGAGACACAGAGGAAGAAAGACAAGGCAUGUCUCCAUGGCUAAUAUCAUUUAUUGUGGUAGCUGUUGGAGUAGCUACUGGAGGCCUUUUUUAUGGUGGAUACCGGUAUACACAGAAACGCUCAAAACACCAGUAUUCUGGCAAGGUGGAGUCUAAUAAUCUUGAUGUAUUAUAAUCACCUUUAAAUCCAUGGUAAUCAUGAAGUUGUCCUUGAGAGAAUCCAAGUGAAGCAUCCUUCAGAUAUAUAUAGUUUAUAUAAGCACUUACCUGAAUCCGCCAGUCGACCAAUUUCCCGCAGCAAAUUCCUCCAUAAUCAGACCCACUGUUGCUUAAAAAGAAAAGCCUCAUCUUAAUUUGAACAAACUCCUUUUCUAGCAGUCGCUAACUUUGUCCCAUUCUGUACUCUGAAACUGCUCUGUCUUCACAGAAGUCAGGUUGAUUUCACUUUUAUAAAGUGUUUUUGUCAUUUUUAACUUAAUUUUUAACACUGUUGAUUCAGGGAUCACUUUUCUCUUAAUGAUAAAGUUGCUGUUACUCGUCCUGAAAACAACUGAAAGAUUCACACCAAAAAGUGCACUGACUGUCCCUUAUCUCACCGAUUUUAGUUUAGGGCUACAUUUAGCCUGAAUGUUCAUCUAGACAUAUCUGAUUUAAAAGGAUUGUCUAUAUUCAUAACUUUUCCAUAGUAUUUGUGAAGCCACAAAUAAACCAAAUCUGGUUAGUUUUGCCUGGUAAAAUUCAUUUUAAUAAACAGCAUGUGCAUAUUAAGCAUCCAGUAAAUAUUCUGAAGAGUGUGAUUUGAAGUGCAGAUUUUAAAUGAAGUAGUAAGUGUUAUCUAAUCCUGCUUAAGUACUUUAAGUGCCUUUUCAUCCUCAAGGGUGUUUUUUUUUUUUUUCCCCCCAGUGUUGUUUAACUCUAGGUUCUAACUAUUACUGCUUUCAAUAUCAAUUUUUUAUUAUUAUUAAUAAUUACAGAAUUUUUUUAUGUACUCCAGGUCAAACACAUACAAAGACCUAAUUGCUUUUUCUUGAGCAUUACAUUUUUUUGUUUGUUUGUUUCUAGGGGAAAGGGAAGAAUAAGAGGUUUGCUUUAAAAUGUUAUCAACAUGCACUAGCCAAAUGGUGACUCUUUGAUGCAGCAAAGCUGAGCAGACAUACUACUGAUUAUAUAUCCACCUCUUGCAACUCUGUAUUUGCCUAGAUGUUUUCCACAAAUAAAAAGAGAAUAACAUAGUUCUUAUUAA